UUUAUCGAGAUGCCCUUUGAUCACUGAGAGAUGCCCUUUACGAGUGCCUGUAACAAUUAACAGUGUGUUUUGGAAUAAAAUACCUAUGUUUUUAUAUAUGAAGUACAGGAUUACAGUACACAUACCUUCUGCACUUUCGUCUGCCGGUAGUUUGUGCGGUCACUUUUUAUGUGGAUGAAUACUGGUUGGUCGUUGCUUGUAAAACAACGACAUAUUAUAAUAUUUAUGCGCGCGUCGAAGAAUACGAGUAUAAGGCUACUGGCAAAAUGGUAAAGCGUCGCAUUGGACUUGUGGGUUAUGGUCAUGUUGGUCAACAUUUACACAAUUUUAUUUUACGACAAUCAAACUUGGAAUUGGUAUUCAUCUGGAACCGGACGCGUGAUGUGCUAGUGAAUGCUGAAAUUCCCGAAACUCUAAUCUUAGAUGACCUCGACAACGUGGGAAGCCGAAAAUGUGAUCUUAUCGUCGAAGUAGCUCAUCCGGAUAUUACAAAAAAAUAUGGUGCCGAAUUCCUUAAGCACGCGGACUAUAUGAUUGGAUCACCCACUGCUUUGGCCGAUGAAGAUCUUGAGUAUAGUCUACGGGAAUUGGCCAACGAAGGGAAGCAUGGGUUGUACGUACCGGUUGGGGCGUUGUGGGGUGCAGAGGACAUUCGCAGGAUGGCCAAUGCAGGAAUUUUGCAGGCAUUGACAAUCACAAUGACCAAACACCCGUCGGCAUUUAGACUUUCUGGAAAGCUUAACGAAUUGAAUGAGGAAGCAGCAAGUACAUCCCGCCCGGUGACCCUGUACGAAGGAGGAAUACGGGCUCUAUGUCGGCUAGCACCAAAUAAUGUCAACACCAUGGCUGCAGCUGCUCUGGCAGCCCACAAUCUGGGAUUCGACAAAGUUCAGGGAAAGUUGGUCUCGGAUCCCAAGGAACUUGGGUGGCAUAUAAUAACAAUAGAGGUACUUGGAAGCCCACAGCCUAAUGGAACUCAGCUAAGUAUUAGGACAGAACGAAGAAAUCCCGCGGACGUGGGGGCGGUCACCGGAUCGGCUACCUACGCUUCCUUUGCUAACAGCCUUCUUGCGGCAUAUGGCAGAGGAGCCGGAUUUCAUCUCCAUUUCCGGAUCCGAACAAAACCGGCGAACGGCUUGACGGGCCUGAGCCUUGCACGCGUCAUAGGAUGCUUGUACGGCUGUACCACAGAACGGUCCAAAAUAAUUUGAACAGUUGCUAACUUGGUGGUGUUAUAAAAUACUUACAACAUUAUUAUCAAAUAAUAUCAUAUUACUGUAUCAUAUUAUUUUGUUUCACAUGUCUUUUCCUCAGUUUCCUGCAUAGUGCAUCCCAGUCCCCCGGAUGACGCCAUUUCUAACAUAUAAUUUAUUAUAACAAAGACAGAUGUCUGA
Molecule: messenger RNA, 1394 nt
Organism: Paramacrobiotus metropolitanus
Lineage: Eukaryota; Metazoa; Tardigrada; Eutardigrada; Parachela; Macrobiotidae
Product: aspartate dehydrogenase domain-containing protein-like
Exons: 10
Coding region: 267-1211 (314 amino acids)
Biological process (GO): NAD+ biosynthetic process
Molecular function (GO): NADP binding; L-aspartate dehydrogenase [NAD(P)+] activity
Source: RefSeq, a predicted model, not a curated record